UUUGUGUGUGGGACGCAAGCGAAGAUGGGUGUCAGCAGAGCUUCCGCGGAAGGUUGAUAAAAGAGUUGGGGGACCCCCUGAGACCCGGGACCAUGAGCCGAAAAGUCAAGCUGGGUCCGCAGGCCUUCCGCUGAAGCAUUGCACGGAGCUGAUCCAAGAAAACUUCUGUCACCCAAUAAACAAGCGAUAGGGUGAGGUGUAUCGUGUAUCGUGUAUCGUGAUGGAGCAGGGUAAACCAGUCAGAAAGGCUUGUGAUCUCUGUUACCGUAGGAGGAUCAAAUGCGAUGGCCAGAAGCCACGGUGCUCCCACUGUGUCAUUUACGAUUCGGAAUGUACUCGCAAAAUCGCUGCACGAAAAUGGGAGCCAAAAAAAGCGGCACCGAGCAGGCGAGAAUCGGCCCUCGAGGCUCGUAUCAAGAGCCUAGAGGCCCAGCUAUCUACGACGUUAGAGAGACUUGAGGGCCUAGAGGGGGGCCAGUCACCAGCGGCAUCUUCCAGUAGAUCAGAUGUUACCCUUGUACAUGCGGCCGAAAGCAUCCCUUUCAGCAAUCCUAAUCCAGAGAAUAAUGCUAUGCCUUUAGACUCGCUUGACGAUAUCCUACCGGUGGUUGAGUGGUAUCUGGCCACGUCCAAUUCCUUGACUCCGCUUUUUGACCCAUUACAUCUUUUGACUGCAGUCAAAGAUUGGUACUACAAGCCACAUACGAGGAAACCUGCUGUCUGGGCAAUGAUAAAUGUCGUACUGGCUCUCGCCUAUCACAAUGGAUACUCUCGAAGACCUCACUCUAUCAACGACACUACAUAUAUCAAGAACGCCCAAUCAGUUUUGACAGAUGCGAUAGCCUUCGACACAACUCUCAUGCAUGUCCAAGUGCUCAUCGGUCUCGCCAUGCUAUUUCGAACUUCUAGUGAACCAACUCCUGCCAUGGUACUUAUUGCAACAGCCUUGCGGUUAGCUCACAAGAUAGGGCUUCAUAUGAAAUCUUUUCAGCAGUACGAUACUGAGACGCGCCUGCAGCGCGAUCGAGUGUUUUGGAUAGCCUACAUCUUAGACAGAUCAAUCAGUGCACAAGCAAGGAUAAGCCCGAUCCAACUGGAUAGCGAUAUCGAGAUCGACGAACCAUCACUUGAACCUAUGUGCGGGGACCUUGGCGGUUUCGUUAUCACAGACGACGGUACUCCAAUUUUCAAUUUUUUCCGCGCUCAGGUACAAAUGGCGAGAAUUCAGGGAUUGGUCCAUAAGUAUGUCUAUUCAGGAUCAGCGCAAAAGUACAGUGCUGCGGAGAGGGCCCGCAACAUUGCGUUCGUCCAUCAAGAGCUAGAUGCCUGGAGCGCCCAGAUACCGCCCGAGUUUCACCCCUCUGCCUUGUUCCAACCAACAAACAGCGAGCUCCCCAGGCAACUCUGCAUGCUCUUCGCUGCGCGACUAUCAUGUCGAGCUAUGAUCAGCUACGGCAGUCAACGUGACAGUUUCCACUACUCAUGGUGGGUAGAAAGCCUACGAGACUACGGCGAAAGAAUCGCGGAUGGCGAUUCUUUGGGGCUCCUAGAGAACCAACCUGGUUGGAGUACUCUUAUCAAAGAAUCACGAGAGUACCUCGAGUUUUUUAUGAAGUUUAGGUGCAAAGAUGCCAUUUUUACAAUGACGACCUUGUGUGCACAUACCACUAGUCUAAUCUGCCUAACCGCAGAGAGCAUGUCUAACGCCCACCGAGGACUGCGCCAGUUGGAUGAGCCAUUGAUCGAUUCCGCCAUAGGGCCUCUUGGAGAGAUCGUCAAGCAAACUGGAAGUCUACGAGGCACGUAUGACGCAAUUCAGAAGCUGAGGGCGGAUUCAAAAGUUGUGUGUCCGUACCAGGACUCACGGGUAUCAAACGAUUUCUCAAUAGAGCCCACGUGGCCAAUAUCUUCUGAAACAACAGACUCUGAAAUUCUUCAAUAUCUGUUUACGCUACCUGAAGGAGAAUAUCUCUGGAACAUGGAAAACUCAAACUCAGACAUGCAAGAUACUGUCCCACAUAAUCAUGAAUAGAGAAAGGAGGCCGAGGUUAUGAUAAAAAUGGCGUUAGUCGACUUGCGUACUCGAUAUAUGGCAUUUCAGCAAUGCGGAGUUAUGAGAUUUCUUUUGUUUCAGUUCCUCGAUUCUCUCUCCUGUUUCCAAUUUCUUUGGCAUUUGUUCCCUCUAGUAACGUGGUAGGAGUUGAGAGAUCAAGGCGGGUUGGGUCGGGAGAAUGAACUUACCUGGAAAGUGGGAUAAUUAAAGCUUCUAUCUAGAUCGUAACAAGUGUAAAAGUCUUUUCACUGAUUGUUGUGCUCAGCGUUCUCUUACCAAGCUUUCAAUUUCGUUGUAUAUAGCAUACAAAAUGGGCCACCCCUGUCCUACAUUCGCUCAAUAGAACAUCGAGCUUUAAAUAACAUAUG
Molecule: messenger RNA, 2421 nt
Organism: Xylaria bambusicola
Lineage: Eukaryota; Fungi; Ascomycota; Sordariomycetes; Xylariales; Xylariaceae
Exons: 5
Coding region: 221-2032 (603 amino acids)
Biological process (GO): DNA-templated transcription; regulation of DNA-templated transcription
Molecular function (GO): zinc ion binding; DNA binding; DNA-binding transcription factor activity, RNA polymerase II-specific
Source: RefSeq, a predicted model, not a curated record